This is a messenger RNA of Danaus plexippus (monarch butterfly), 1892 nucleotides long. RefSeq names its product putative inorganic phosphate cotransporter. Bases 110 to 1690 code for a protein of 526 amino acids. Gene Ontology annotation, molecular function: transmembrane transporter activity. The transcript is spliced from 10 exons. Lineage: Eukaryota; Metazoa; Arthropoda; Insecta; Lepidoptera; Nymphalidae. Gene Ontology annotation, biological process: monoatomic anion transport; transmembrane transport. Gene Ontology annotation, cellular component: plasma membrane. The record is from RefSeq and is a predicted model, not a curated record.
GAUAACACAGACACUUUUACAAAGUGAAUGGUAAUGCAGAUGUUUAAAUGUAUGUAGGGAAUUAUUAAUAAUAAUACAAAUUGAGAUCGACGUAAUAAACGACUAUAAAAUGGUAAAUGAAAGUAAAAACAAUGACGAAAUGUUUUCCAAAAUUAAACACCCGGAAGAUGACGGCGAUUUCAAAGUUUCAGGUUGGGGAUACAGACACCAACAAUGUCUUAUUCUCUUUUUUGCUCUAACAACUGCAUAUAGCAUGCGAGCAUGUAUGGGCGUUGCGUUGGUGGCUAUGGUUGAUAAUAAUUUACCAGAAUUAACAAUAGACGAAAACCAUGUAGCUAACGAUAGUGUUUUUGGACAGCAUAUAGCUAAUAUUACUAAUGACUCUCUUCGUGAUGGAUUUUUACAUUCACUUCUGUUUGUUCCACCAUAUCCCCAAUUCAAGUGGAGCAAGAAAACCCAAGAUAUUAUUUUAUCGUCUUUCUUUUGGGGGUAUAUGCUGUUACAAAUUCCUGCAGGCCAGCUAGCUUACAGAUAUGGAGCACGAUAUUUGCUUACUACUGCUCUCUUCACCAAUUCUGUUUUGUCAUUUUGUUUUCCUUGGGCAGCAUUUUAUGGAGGUUGGGUACUGACAAUGAUAUUUCGAAUAGUUCAAGGCCUCACUCAAGCAUGCAUUAUACCAGGAAUGCAUACAAUGUUCGGAAAAUGGACUCCAUUGGAGGAGAGAGGAAGGCUGGCAGGUUGGGCUUAUGGAGGUCAGGCCUUAGGAGCAGUUUUGGGACUUCCCAUAACUGGUUUUGUGGCCUCAUCUCCACUUGGAUGGCCAGGGCUCUUUCGUUUCUAUGGAAUACUAACAGGGAUUAUUGGUGCCGUUAUGUUGAAGUUUGGUGUUGAUAGUCCAGCUAAACAUCCAAAAAUAUCUUCAGCAGAGAGACGAUACAUUGAAGAAAGAUUAGGAAAUGAUAAUGAGAACAAGAAAAAUCCAAUACCGUGGUCUUCUAUACUGACGUGUCCUGGAAUGUAUGCAAUAAUAAUAGCACAUAUUGGUCAAACUUGGGGUCAGCUAACUCUUUAUUCAGAAGUACCAGCGUUCAUGGACAAAGUAGUUGGAGUUAAUAUAAAAGCUAACGGUCUCCUGACGGCGUUGCCUUUCUUGUGUAUGUGGGUGACAAACUUUUUCUUCAGCUGGUUCACGGAUAUGCUUAUUGUAAAAAAAAUUCUCAGUGUACGGAAUACAAGAAGAUUAGCCAAUUCGCUGGGAUAUUUCCCAGCAGCUCUGGGAAUGAUUGCUUUAGCCUAUUUACCCAAAAACAUCUAUAUUGUGGAAACUCUACUCAUUAUCAUUUGUUCAUUUUCAAUUUCAGCACAUGUUGGUUUUCAAAUAAACCACAUUGAUAUCUCCCCGAACUAUUCGGGGACUAUGAUGAGUAUCAGCAACUUUGUGUCUAAUUUGGUUGGAUCUUGUUCUCCUUUAGUUGCAGCUUAUUUUCUUACUGACGUGACAAACGAAUUUUUAUGGAGGAAGGUGUUUUUUGUAGCUGCCGGGCUAUACUUCUUCACCAACGUCAUUUAUCUAAUUUUUGCAACCGCUGAGAGGGCUGAGUGGGACAGCACCAAGAAAAUGAGCAUUGAUAAUGAAUUAGAACUGAUGGUAAAAGAGAGUAAAAAACAGUGUAACGACGGAAAAGUAUAAUUAUGAAAAUUUUAAUGUUAUUUUUGUGUCGAUUGGAGGUUAUAAAGCUGAUUUUAAAUAGGUUAAUCUUCAUUACUUGUACUUGGUUAGUGUAAUCUUUGUAUGAAUAUAAAAAUAAGUUAGUUUAUAUGUAAGAAAAAUAUUAAUCAUCUAUUUAUUAUUCAAGUCUGUUCAGAGAACCCAAUAAAGAACCCAAAAUUUG